CUCGCGUGCUCAACGGCUUCUCAGACCUUAUGCUCAUUGAAAUAUCUCACAGGCCUGUUCUGGACUACCAGAUAAACAAUCUGGACCGGGCCAGGCCAGACUAUCAGAAUUACCACCUAGUCAUUGACACAUACCCCGCUUCUCUCGCUUGCGAAGUGCGAGUCGCAGGGGUGCUCGCUACAGUUAGCUAGCGGUGCGAGGACUAGUACUGUACUAACAGUGUGAGGAGAGGCUUAGACUGGAGCUAAAAGCUUUGGAUCCGAACAAUAUGAUGGAACUAGAGACGGGAAGAACCGAACUUGGAGCAAUGGGAGAUUCGUUGCAGCCUCAAACUCCCAGCCGACACGAAAAGAGCCUUGGGCUGCUCACGACCAAGUUUGUCACGUUACUGCAAGAGGCCAAGGAUGGAGUUCUGGACCUGAAAGCAGCUGCAGACACUCUAGCCGUCCGACAGAAACGGCGCAUAUAUGACAUCACCAACGUCUUGGAGGGCAUCGGUCUGAUCGAGAAGAAGUCCAAGAACAGCAUUCAGUGGAAGGGUGUGGGCCCAGGCUGCAACACCAGGGAGAUAGCAGACAAGCUGAUAGACCUGAAGGCAGAGUUGGACGACCUUGACAGGAGGGAACAGGAGCUGGACCAGCAGAGGGUCUGGGUCCAGCAGAGCAUCAAAAACGUCACGGACGACUCACAGAACAGCCCUCUGGCUUAUGUAAGACACGAAGACCUGUGCGGAGCGUUCAAGGGUGAUACCCUGCUAGCCAUCCGUGCCCCCACCGGCACACAGCUGGAGGUGCCUGUCCCAGAGUCUACCAUCAACGGCCAGAAGAAGUACCAGAUCCGCCUGAAGAGCUCGGCAGGACCCAUUGAGGUUCUUCUGGUCAACAAGGACCCGUCCAGCCCGUCUCCUGUGGUGCUGCCCGUCCCGCCUCCCGAGGAUAUGAUCCAGACCCUGCCCCCCACCACCACCACCCCAGGCCCCAAACCUUCCUCUCAGCCUCACCAGCUCCUAGCCCCCUCCUCAGCCUCCUCCAGUCCCAGUCUGGCUGUACCUGCCACCAACAGCAGUUCUACCCAGACAGCUGCCACCACAGAAAUAACAAGCAGCAAUGGGAGCUCAUUGGCUGCAGCCUCAGACACAUCUAUCCGACCCACGCCGCUAUUGGACGCCCAGGCGCUCCAGUCAUCUGCCUCAUUGGACGGCAGCUUGCCUUCCUCUGCAGUCUUUGAGCCAAUCAAGUCAGCGCCCUCUGAAUUGCUGGAUUUCCCCAAAGACCUGUCUGAAAUGUUCGACCCAACUAAAGAGAUCAUGAGUGCAGACUUGUUGGAGGAGUUAAUGUCCUCAGAAGUGUUCUCUCCUCUCCUCCGCCUGUCCCCUCCUCCUGGUGAUCAUGACUACAUCUACAACCUGGACGAGACCGAGGGCCUGUGUGACCUUUUUGAUGUGCCCAUCCUUAACCUCUGACCUCUGACAUCACCAUCCUUCUGCUUGUGUGCAGAAGUCGUUACCGGAAGAAGAGAGGAACAAAUCUUUUUUUUUUUUACAUUUUCUAUGGAAAAACACAAACUACACAACCUUAAAAGCAAAUGAGCGAUUCUAUUUUUGGAUCCCUGUGUAUUAUAAGAAAAUGUUGUUUCUCCUGUGUAUACGAUGGAGUUUUUGUAACGUUGGUUUCCCUUAUGUCCUUAACCUUGAGCCCAGUCUCCAUGGAUACAGGUACUGAGGUUUAACACAGAGUGUGUCCGUUCUAAACUCACUAAAUCUCUCAGGUCAAAUGCCUCCUCUUUGUGAAACGGCUAUGUGUGUGAGAAAUAGAAUUUCUUCCACGUGCGUUUGGUGAAGCCAUGGUACAAACGUACAGAAACAAUUGGCAGUCUCCCGCCAUACACGCAUGCACACAUCAGACACGCGGACACAAACAGCAGACACUCACACACAGGCUGUCAUUGACCUAUACACCCUGGCUUCUGUACACACACACACACACACAUUUGGCACAGCCGUGCGAGCUCAAACGUACACUGACAGAGCACAGCUGAUUAAAUAUGCACUGUCGUCCUGUAUAUAGAGAAUAUAUAUUUUGUACCACAGAUAUUACAGUACGUUAGACUGAGAGACGGACAACAAUAGCGAACUAGCCAGGUGAACAAAUCAUUUAAAGGAAUCAGACAGUCCUGAAUCCAACCGAUCAUUCUCUUGUUGACGAGCUUUGGUCCUCAUUGUCUGGUUUGUUCUCCAUGUUUUGUUUGUGCCCAUUUUAUUCACCUUACAAAAAACAACAAAACAUGCGAUCAUUGUGCGUACAUAAACAUUAUUUUAUUUGGCUUAUGCGUGUCCGUGUAUGUGAAAUCAAAUGUAUGUUUUCAUUUGUAUGUUUUACAGAUAAUGUAUAGUUGCCAAGAAGAACAGCCGCACUUUUCAGUGCUGGUUUAUUGUCUGUUAAUAUGUUGCUCAACCCUGUAGACAUGCCUGAAGUACCCCCGUUCAUAUUAUUCUCUCUGUGUAAGAGAAGUAUGUUAUAUUACACAUUUAAAGUUUUUCGUCUUUUUAUUCCAAACGUGUUCCAUGUGUCAAAGCCUCUGUAUAGAAAUAGCCUCUGUAUAGUGUCACAGCCUCUAUAUAUAUAUUUUUAAUAUCUGUUAGAUGAUGAUACUCAUCUGAGGAUUUAGGUAUGUGGAAUAUAUGUACGAAAUUAUCCUCUGAAAUCUCUUCUCAUCAUUGCACUUUUACACCAGUCCAACCAGUAAGGAUGGUUGGUGUCCUCAUGCCUAUUUGACAGCGUGAAAAGCCGUAACCCCCAUACACUUGCUGGCAGAUGUCAUAGAAGGAAUUAAGGUCAAUAUGAGAAUGGUGACUUAAACUUGCUCUCUUUUUGACUGGAACUGUCCAUCUAGCCUUAUGCUGUCAUUCUUUUGUCACCUUUUGCAUAGGGAUAAGUGAUGUGCAUGGAAACAGCUAGACCUCACAAACUCACAUUUAGUUUUACUUUUCUUUUUUGUAUAAGGGUGUCUGCUAAAUGACUCAAUGUAAUGAAGUUAUAUUCAUUAUAAAUAUAAAGGAAGUUAAAUGAGUUGUGAGCAUGGUGGUUAGUCUGGCAAGGCUUUAAGAGCAUAGACCAUGGGUGGUAUGGGCUGAAAUGAAACACUAGAGGUACCCUUCACCUGGUUAGAAAAGUAUUGCUGUCAAUUCACUGAAGCCUUUCCAAACCCAGGGAUCUCAAUCAGAAACAGCAGGGUGUAUGUGUUGACGGGCGUUUGUAUGUUUGUGAAGGACACUGUCUGCAGUAUCAAAGCAUUUAAACUGGUUCAUGAUGAUGGCUAUAUUGCAGUUACGUCACCUCGAUGAAAUGAAUAAAUAAACCAUGUGA
Molecule: messenger RNA, 3365 nt
Organism: Hypomesus transpacificus
Lineage: Eukaryota; Metazoa; Chordata; Actinopteri; Osmeriformes; Osmeridae
Gene: e2f4
Product: E2F transcription factor 4
Exons: 10
Coding region: 269-1462 (397 amino acids)
Biological process (GO): regulation of transcription by RNA polymerase II
Cellular component (GO): RNA polymerase II transcription regulator complex
Molecular function (GO): DNA-binding transcription factor activity, RNA polymerase II-specific; protein dimerization activity; RNA polymerase II cis-regulatory region sequence-specific DNA binding
Source: RefSeq, a predicted model, not a curated record